CGACAAUUUCACUGUGAGGUGGGGCAAAUAAAUGGCAGACUGGUGGGUCCCACCCUUUACUUAUAUUGAGGUGCGGAUCCCUGUAUAACAAAGGACAGACUAAAGACUUUGCCCCCUUAGUCAUGAUGGUGAUUGGUCACAGUGGACAGAUGGGACUGUGGAUGUUGACACAAAUAAUUUUGGUGUGUGUAUAAAUUUGUGAGGUUCAAACCUCAAACUUCAAAAGGGGUAGUGUGUUGCAGAGGGGGAGAAAAUAAUGGCAGGGUUCAAGCAUCUUGUUGUUGUUAAGUUCAAGGAAGAUGUGGUGGUGGAGGAGAUUUUGAAAGGAAUGGAAAAGCUAGUUUCAGAGGUUGAUGCUGUCAAGUCCUUUGAAUGGGGUCAAGACAUAGAAGGUCAAGAGAUGCUCAGACAAGGAUUUACCCAUGCGUUCUUGAUGACAUUCGACAAGAAAGAAGACUACACAGCGUUUGUCAGCCAUCCUAGUCACAUUGAAUUCUCUGCUACAUUUUCAACAGCCAUUGACAAGAUUGUGCUGCUUGAUUUUCCAUCUGUUCUAGCAAAGGCUCCAGCAUGAUCCUGCAAGAUCUUUCAACAAUUAAAAAAAAAAAAAAGCUACCCAGGAAAUUAGUAUUGACGGUUUAUUAUGCCGAUCUCUCUUGUAUUUAUGCAUCUAUGUUUUAUUGCUUGUCAUUGCUACCAAUUUCCAAAAAGAAAAUCUCAAUUUGUAUUAUUUAUAUGCAUCAAAGACAUUUAGCUUGCUGAUGAAUGGACUGAGGAACCAUAAAAUCCUUUUCACAGCAGUAUUUUUUUUAGCCUUACUAGUAAUAUAUAUG
Messenger RNA from Durio zibethinus, 833 nucleotides. RefSeq names its product stress-response A/B barrel domain-containing protein At5g22580-like. The record is from RefSeq and is a predicted model, not a curated record. NCBI's taxonomy places the organism in Eukaryota, Viridiplantae, Streptophyta, Magnoliopsida, Malvales, Malvaceae.